AGUUUCCUGGGGAAGUGCUCUGAUAAGAGGAGGCUUUGAUACCAGCCUGAUUGAGUUCAUUACCUACAGGAAGAUGAAAGAAAACUUGUGAUGGCUGCAAUUCUCGUUUUGCUGGGAGUCUUUUGGACUCAGACUUCUGCCCUGAGUACCAUUGUCCUGAAAGAACCUGGCACAAACUAUGUCACUGGAACUAUGACCAUCCACAAUGAGGACAACAUUGUUGAAGUCCAUGUCCGUUCUGGCGUGUACUCCUCUGAUACCAUUUUUGACUACUCUCACGGAUAUAUUGCAACAAGGUUAUUUUCACGAAAUGCCUGCUUUAUCCUGAAAAUAAAUAAGGCAUCCAUCCCAGAGCUGCAAGAAAUUGGACGCCUGGCUUUUGAAAGAAAGACUAUGAAGGCAAUAUACUCUCCACAUAAUGUGUGGGCACAGUUUCAAUCUGGCCGUUCCCUGUUUGGGCGUAUCAGAGACUGGAUUGUCUACGGUAAACCCAUUGAAAAACUCUGCUCAGGUCUGCCUCUCUACAAGCUGGUAGAGACUCAACCACUGCUGAGUGACCAUGGCUGUAGCAAUGCAGGAAUCCCAAGCAUUUUGGGCAUUAAAAUCUGUGAAAAAUCAAAUUAAUCUGGAUCUUGACAAUUCUGCAUGGAAAUGGCUUGUUUCUUUGCAUGCUUUUGUGAUGGUAGCCGUGUUCGCCAACUGGAACAAAACUUGGUGUUAGACUCCACUUUCCUAUCCUAAGCUUUGAGUGCAACAAAUCCAUGACUUACAAAU
Molecule: messenger RNA, 774 nt
Organism: Athene cunicularia (burrowing owl)
Lineage: Eukaryota; Metazoa; Chordata; Aves; Strigiformes; Strigidae
Gene: GKN2
Product: gastrokine 2
Exons: 6
Coding region: 91-624 (177 amino acids)
Biological process (GO): regulation of cell population proliferation
Source: RefSeq, a predicted model, not a curated record